CUUCCCUCGCCGUCUCCGUCUUUUGGGCUCUCUUCCCUGGCAAGCCCCCUUCUCUCCCCUUUUCCCCCUUCUGCCGCCUGUCCGCCUAUCUUUUGUUCUCAGGGCAAUGUAAGGCGCGGCACCGUAAUUCCAGCCAUCCAGGGUGCAUUUACCAUGCCUUAACCCCCGACUGGCCCUUCCCAACUUUGGAAGUCACAUCUGAGUCGGAAGCAUUCCAAUUUUUUCUUUGCGCGUGCUCCAUCCACGCCAUCCCCCCUCAUCCUCCUCCGCCUUCCGACCUUUCUCUCGACCAGUGCCAUUUCUUUCUCUCUCAUUCGGCAUCAACAACAAAACAAGACAAACGCCUUGACGCUCGCCAGAGGUCUAGAGCAUAGACUCACAGUUGCUCUACUCAGAACGAACGGUCCAUUGGGCUGACCCGAGAACACGAAUUCGAUACCUGUGGCUCCCUCUGUCUGUCGACCUAGCUUCCUGGCAAAGCUAUCCUUCAACUUUGCCUGCGUUACCAUCCGCGGCUUGCAAUCUCUAUUGCCGGGCCCUUGACCCUACUUCACUUCACCUUGCCCGCUCUCAUUCGGGCUUGGAGGCUCAAGGCAAAGGCACCGCACCUCAACUCUCCCGUAUCUUACCGGUCGUCUCAUCUCGUCAUCGUCAUCCAACGGCUUGUUUGAGUUCGUCUUUCUUUUCCACCGGCAUCCCUCCCGGAGCCAUACACGCGUUCCGUACACCUCUCAUUGUCGUUGACAAACGGAUGGGCCACUGCCCGUAUCACAACUACUCCGCCAUACCGUACCGCCCUCUCUCAACUCUGUUUCUCUUAAUGCCCUCUCACUCUCCACAACCCGACGACAAAUCGCACCCGACCAAAACCCGCAAUCCAUGAAAACGGCCAUUUAGGGUCAGCCAACCCACAGCAGUCCGGGGCUUACCGCUUCAUUCUUCACUCUCUCCAAUUCUUGAUACACUUCUCAUCACCGCCUUUCUCAACAAAUCAUCUGUCUGCCACACGCGCAGACAACCGCAAACCAAGUAGCCAACCCAAGUUGCAGACUGCCUCUCACUUGCAGCUCUCUGCAUUUUGUUUGCGUUCCUACAAAUCGGCCAUUGAGCAAACCACAUCCCGAUCACGUCCGACUGAAUCGUAGAGCAACGACCAUGACCACCUCUCCUCGCUCCAGGUAAACUCACAUCGCACUUAGCAAGAUUGCCCUACACGGCGGGGCUGUCUUUGCCAAUCAGCGCUGCCUCCGCGAACCCUCUACUUCUGUCAUUCUAGUCUCCAGCCGUCUUUGCCGUUGACCGUCUGGUCUCGGUAAAGAACACAUUCGCUUCAAAUGGAUUUGCCAAAGGGACUCGUCAAAGACGACAGGCGGAUAUAUGAAGAUGUUGCAGCGCUCACGCAGCCUCUUCCGCCGGAUUUCAUCAUAAGAAUGUGGCGUCUCUACACCACAACAAAUCUCAAACUUGUUGAUCCAACCGCACGCCGCUUGGAAAAUCUGUGGUGGCAUGUCAUGGGCAGCGAUAGAAGUAAAUUGAAAGCUGCGACCGUGGCCAAGAUAUGGGAACACAUCUCCUAUGGUCCAACAUUUGUGCCUCUCAAAGGCUCGCCGAACCGCUGGGAGGGACCUUCGACGCCUCGUUUUAACAGCCAGCAUGAGUCUGAUCCGGUCCUCAGCGCUCAGCAAAUGAAUCAAGACAUUAAGAUGAUCUCUGAACAGUCGGCUCUGAAGGAGUUGUCCGCCUCAUCAUCUCGACCCCCACCACCACAUCCAAUUCUCAAGAAACAUAGGGGUGACUCGAAAUCUGGUCCUCGGCCGACAGCCCGGUUUGUGUCGCCUCACGAGUCUGCUGAUGAAGACUACCAAACUAGCGAUGAGACGUCGUCGGGAAGCACAGGCGCCAGUGGCCUGGAGAUGCGCACCUCAUCAGCAGUCUCCCCAGCAAAAUCGAGCAAGAAGAAGCCCUCAACACCAACGAAACGAUUUGUUGCAUCAGCGGCGGGUAAGAGAAGGCCAGUUCUGCCAAGGAGAAUGAGCUCGCAGUCGUCAACAAACUCCGACGUUGGGACCAAGGAGCCCGGUUCUGCCAACGGAGGCAAACAUGUGGGAACUUACAACGUGAUGCAUCCUCAUGCUGAAGAAAGUGCUAUCCUGAGCGUAUCCGGGUCAGAAGGAUUCGAAAUGCCGCCACCUAGCGCCAAAGCCUUGGGGAAACGACCAGUCGAAAGAUCUAUUUCGGAAUCUCCGAGAUCGGUGGGUAAUUCCCGACCUGCUGAAGAACGGCGGAAACCGGUCCUUGUACAAACAGCAAACCGCGCGCCAGCACCAGAGCCCUUGAGCAAAUCCGCAACCGACCGGUCGAGUCGCGAAGCUGGCACGGUCAAAGCCGGUGGUCCCAGGACGCCUACGUAUAUACCAACCGCAUCACCCGCGGUCUCAUCACCAAGAAUCGGGUCAUUCUCUUCGGCACGUUCUGGCUUUUCGGCGCCGCGUAUGGAGCGGGCACCGUCGAAUUCCGAGUCCUACCGACCGAGGGAGGCUAGCUUUGGUCGUGGUUCUGCGCAGGGGCUCAUAUCGAGCGCUACCGCGAGUACGUCGAACAUUGCAGCCAUGGGGCAGGUGACGAUAUCUGGUGAGCCGGAUCGACGUGCUCUGGAAACCUUGGAAGGCUUUCAGGACGAAGCUGGACCCAGGGGCAACCCACGCCGAAUUUCCUCCUCAUCGCACUUCGCGCCGACAAUGCCAAGCUCUACUCCCGAUGUGCCACUAGCAAGAACAAGAAGCCAGCUGACGCUACUGCUGGAGCGCGAGAAAGAGCGCACUGGGGAUAGGCCAAGACACAGGUCGUGAUCCCGACAGCCAAAAGAAAAAAAAAAAGUCUACUUUCAUGGCUCACAUAUAAUCCUAUGUACUAAUUCGCGAGGUAUCAACUGCAUUAAAAGGGGCUUCUGGAGUUCAUGGAACACAAAACGGGUGCAGUCGUUCGGAAGUGGAUGUCUUGCUUUCGACUGAGGUUGCCGCUACUGGUAGUUGCGUCUGCCACUGGCAAUACCGACCUUUUUGCCUUUUUUUCCUUUAUUCGUUUCAUCAGCUCGACGAUGCCGACCUUUAGGAAGAAGGUUUGGCGCAUUUGCAUCGCACGAGGCGUUUUCAUUACCGACGGUCACGGGGCCCCUUUCGCAGGGGAAACGCCUGACAUGCAUUACAGGAGGGGGGGGCAGCCACCAAAAAGGGUUCAUUGUAUGCGUUCACAGCGAUUCAACGGGCAGCGACGGGAUCAUUUGAAGUUCGAAAAGAGGAAAGACGAACGGCUUGCUCUUGGUGCGCCAUCAUUUUGUCAGCGACCCACCGAGCUCUUACUAGCGAGCCAUUCUAAUGAGAAG
This is a messenger RNA of Colletotrichum scovillei, 3382 nucleotides long. RefSeq lists its product as uncharacterized. NCBI's taxonomy places the organism in Eukaryota, Fungi, Ascomycota, Sordariomycetes, Glomerellales, Glomerellaceae. The transcript has 3 exons. The record is from RefSeq and is a predicted model, not a curated record. Bases 1335 to 2849 code for a protein of 504 amino acids.